Messenger RNA from Mitosporidium daphniae, 1254 nucleotides. RefSeq lists its product as uncharacterized. The transcript has a single exon. The record is from RefSeq and is a predicted model, not a curated record. Gene Ontology annotation, molecular function: cyclin-dependent protein serine/threonine kinase activity; ATP binding. Gene Ontology annotation, cellular component: nucleus. The coding region runs from base 1 to 1254 and encodes 417 amino acids. Gene Ontology annotation, biological process: protein phosphorylation. Lineage: Eukaryota; Fungi; Microsporidia.
AUGGCUGUAUUUAUUUACCUUCUGAUAUACACUGCCAUCCUAUCUAGUUUUGUGUCGUCGCUUAAUCUCCGUAGCCUUAAGACCCUUGAUGCCGAUACUCUAAGAACAUACAAAUGCAGCAAAGAUAUUCAACCAAGCCAUUUGAUAGCAGAUUAUAGCAUGCUUGCAAAAAUUGGAUCCGGAACCUUUGGAGAUGUUUUUUUGGUAAACUACACAAGCUGCAAUUGCAUCUUUGCCUUGAAGUGCUACAAAAAAAGAUCUGACGACUACUCUCGAGAAAUUUAUUUUGGCCGGAUUUUAAGCGACGUGUUUAUCCAGGCCUUGCAAAGUGUUGAAAUUUCUGGAAAAUAUCCGGAAUAUCGGCAUGCAAUCGUUUUUGAAUGGAUUCCAUACACGAUUACAGAUUUCCUGAAUCUUCCAAGCGUCCAAGAUGUGAUACCUGACCUGAUGCCAUCGAUAAUUCUUUCCCUUUGCCAAGGAUUAGUUGAAAUCCAUGAAAUGGGUAUAUGCCACUUGGACAUAAAGCCGGGGAAUAUUUUAAUUGACGCCGAUUUUACGCCAAGUGGGGAGCUCUGUUAUUGUAAACCGAUAUUUAUCGACUUGGGGAUGAUGUCUUACCUAUCGCCUCCUGAAGAGCUCAACUCGUAUGCGAUCCCAUCAAGAUCGCUGACGCGAUUGGGGACCAAAGUAUAUAGGCCCAUUGAGCUUUAUUUACCGCUUACAAAGGAUAGGCUUACCACCACCUUGGAUAUAUGGUCGUUUGGGCUGACUUUUUUUGCAUUAUGCUCUAAUUCACGAUCGAUUUUUCACCCUUUGGUAAAAUCGAAUCAGACCGAUUUAAUCCCACUAUUUAUGUUCCGAAUGUUUUCCCCAUCUUCGCUCCCUCAAAAUGUUUGCGAUCCUUUUGGGUUUAAAGGAAGGAUUCCAUCCGACCAUUCAUGGCCAUCCAUUGCGUCUGAAAAAUGGCACAAAGAACUCGUGCAAAAUUACACCCAGUUGUUUUUGGCUGAUAACCCUUCAUAUAAUGUUACAUUCGGCCUUUCAAUUAUUAAGGACAUUCGUUCCCUCGCAUUAUCUGUACAAAACCGCUUUGGCAAGGAAGUCUUUUUAAUACUAAAGGGAUUCCUAAGAAUACAUCCUGCAUCUAGAAUGACCGCGAAGGAAGCAGUAUUUAGAUUAAAGCAAUUAGAAAAUGGUCGACUUUUUGAUCAAAACGCCAUCAGUGACGCUGAAAUGAAUGAAUCUUCGAGUUAA